Molecule: messenger RNA, 831 nt
Organism: Octopus sinensis (East Asian common octopus)
Lineage: Eukaryota; Metazoa; Mollusca; Cephalopoda; Octopoda; Octopodidae
Product: protein mono-ADP-ribosyltransferase PARP14-like
Exons: 6
Coding region: 136-816 (226 amino acids)
Biological process (GO): negative regulation of gene expression
Cellular component (GO): nucleus; cytoplasm
Molecular function (GO): transcription corepressor activity
Source: RefSeq, a predicted model, not a curated record
UGAUAAUCAUGGUUUUGAUUUUUACAGAAAUUUGAUGAAUAUCUCCUAAGUAAACAGGAAAGUGAAGAAUUUCAUUCAAAAGACACUGCAUCGUCAAAUGCAUCCCUUCCUGGCUCACAACAGGAACCAUCCUCUAUGACACCCAGAACUAAUGAGACAUCCAAAGAAUAUGAUGGCAUUGAAAUAAACCUAAUGAUUGAUUCAAUUUCUAAUGUAUCUCUUGAUGUCAUCGUUAACAGCACCAAUAAAAACCUUGAGCUUAACAAUGGUUCUAUCUCCAAAUUUAUUCUCCUUGCUGCUGGUCCUGAGAUACAAAACGAAUGUAACCAGAGAUAUCCUCAAGGUAUUUCUACAUCUAAAAUAGCCGUCACUAAAGGAUAUAACCUCAACUGUAAGAAUGUAUUUCAUCUGGUAUUACCUCCCUGGGAUGAAAAUUCCCCUGAUUCAAUUCUGGCAAACUUGACUCAAAUAAUAACCACUUGUCUGGAAAAGGCUGAGGGAUUGGGAGCAAAAAGCCUUGCAUUUCCUAUAUUAGGGGCUGGAACAUUGAAGUACCCCAUUGAAAACCUACCCAGAACAAUGUAUGAAGCAGUGAAAAACUACUCAGAUCUAAAUUCAAGCCAGAUCAAAGUUGUAAACUUUGUGGUUUAUCCUCAAGACACAGAAAUAGCAAAGCUAUUUACUGAAUAUCUAAAUAGAGAGAAAAAUGAAGGAUUUCAUUCAAAAGAUGAUGAAGAUAUAGAUGAUGAAGAUGAUGAAGAUAAAGAAAUAGAAUAUGAUGUCUCUGCUGGUCAAAAGACGUUGGUGUCACAUUGAAAUUCUUUGCUAAAU